UCUGGUUAAGCCUUUGGUCGCCUCAGACCCAGAAAACAAAGAUAGGAAAGACGAAGAAAAAGAAAGAAAAAAAGAGAGAGAGAGAGAAAGUAGAGAGAAGAAGCAGAGAAAAAGAGACUUGUCAUCGUCGAUGAUGUACAAGAGUCUGUGAAUCCGGUAAAGCCAUAAGCGAGUAGAUAAAGAGGAAGGCGAGAGAGAAUACGGAGCUGUUGUAUCGCUAAAUCGAGCUAAAUUUGAGAGAUAGAGACAUUCAAAGGAAUCAAGUGUAGUACCGAGGCGAGCUUUGAGGUUUUUUGGGCGAGGUUUUUGAAAGAGAAGAGGUGGAUUUGGAGAUUUUCUUGUUGAUUUCGUCUGCUUAGAGGAUUCUUUGAUACCAGAUGAAACAGAUCUGAGCUUUGAGUUUACCGAGGUAUGGCGAGUUCAGAGGUUUCAGUGAAAGGAAGUCGUGGAGGAGAAAACUUCUCCUCCGCCGGUUACAGUGACCCAAAGGAGACAAGAAAUGUCUCCGUCGUCGGAGAGGGGCAAAAAAGUAAUUCCAACCGAUCUGUCGUCGCUGAGCGUGCUGUGGACCCUGAGGCUGCUCUCUACAGGGAGCUGUGGCACGCUUGUGCUGGUCCGCUUGUGACGGUCCCUCGACAAGAUGACCGAGUCUUCUAUUUCCCUCAGGGACACAUCGAGCAGGUGGAGGCAUCAACAAACCAGGCGGCAGAACAGCAGAUGCCUCUCUAUGAUCUUCCAUCGAAGCUCCUUUGUCGAGUCAUUAAUGUAGAUUUAAAGGCAGAGGCAGACACCGACGAAGUUUAUGCGCAGAUUACUCUUCUUCCUGAGCCUAAUCAAGACGAGAAUGCAAUUGAGAAAGAGACGCCUCCUCCUCCGCCCCCUAGGUUUCAGGUGCAUUCGUUCUGCAAAACCUUGACUGCAUCGGACACAAGUACCCAUGGUGGAUUUUCUGUUCUUAGGCGGCAUGCGGAUGAAUGUCUCCCUCCUCUGGAUAUGUCACGUCAGCCUCCUACUCAGGAGUUGGUUGCAAAAGAUCUGCAUGCAAACGAGUGGCGUUUCAGACAUAUCUUCCGAGGUCAACCACGAAGGCAUUUGCUUCAGAGUGGAUGGAGCGUGUUUGUUAGCUCUAAAAGGCUGGUUGCAGGCGAUGCAUUUAUUUUUCUCAGGGGGGAGAAUGGAGAAUUACGUGUGGGUGUAAGGCGUGCAAUGCGACAACAGGGAAAUGUGCCAUCUUCUGUUAUAUCGAGCCACAGCAUGCAUCUUGGAGUACUGGCCACCGCAUGGCACGCCAUUUCAACGGGAACUAUGUUUACAGUCUACUACAAACCAAGGACAAGUCCAUCUGAGUUUAUUGUUCCGUUUGAUCAGUAUAUGGAGUCUGUUAAGAAUAACUACUCCAUAGGCAUGAGAUUUAAAAUGAGAUUUGAAGGCGAAGAGGCUCCUGAGCAGAGGUUUACUGGCACAAUCGUCGGGAUAGAAGACUCUGACCCCACGAGAUGGGCAAAAUCAAAGUGGAGAUCCCUCAAGGUGAGAUGGGAUGAGACCUCUAGUAUUCCUCGACCUGAUAGAGUAUCUCCUUGGAAGAUAGAGCCUGCUCUUGCUCCUCCUGCGCUGAGUCCUGUUCCCAUGCCUAGGCCUAAAAGGCCCAGAUCUAAUAUAGCUCCUUCGUCUCCCGACUCUUCCAUGCUCCAGAGAGAAGGCUCAACUAAAGCAAACAUGGACCCUUUACCGGCAAGUGGACUUUCAAGGGUCUUGCAAGGUCAAGAAUAUUCGACCUUGAGAACGAAACAUACUGAGAGUGUAGAGUGCGAUGUUCCAGAGAAUUCUGUUGUGUGGCAAUCCUCAGCGGAUGAUGAUAAGGUUGAUGUUGUUUCGGCUUCUAGAAGAUGUGAGAACUGGAUGUCCUCAGGCAGGCAUGAACCUGCUCCCUUCACGGAUUUGCUUUCUGGGUUUGGGGCUAACAUAAAUCCAUCCUUCGGUCAGCGAAUACCUUUUUACGACCAUUCAUCAUCACCUUCUGUGCCCGCGAAGAAAAUCUUAAGUGAUCACGAUGGCAAAUUUGAUUUUUUUGCUAACCAGUGGCAGAUGAUGCACUCUGGUCUUUCCCUAAAGUUACAUGAAUCUCCUAAGGUCUCUGCACCAUCCGAUGCCUCUUUUCAAGGGCGAGGCAAUGUCAAAUAUGGCGAAUAUCCGGUGCUUCAUGAUCUGACGACUGAGAAUACUGGUGGUAACUGGCCAAUACGUCCACGUGCUUUGAAUUAUUUUGAGGAUGUGGUUCAUUCUCAGGCUAGGGAGCAUGUAGCGAAACGACCUGCGGUAGUACAAGAGGAGACAACAAAGGCAAGAGACGGGAAUUGCAGGCUUUUUGGCAUUCCUCUGGUCAACAACAUGAAUGGGGCGGAUUCAACUAUGGCGCAGAGAAACAACUUAAAAGAUGCUGCAGGCCUUACGCAGACAGCACCUCCAAAGGUUCAGGAUCUCUCGGAUCAGUCAAAAGGGUCAAAAUCGACAAACGAUCAGCGUGAACAGGGAAGACCGUUCCAGACUAAUCAUCCCCAUCCGAAGGACGCUCAUACAAAAACAAACUCAAGUAGGAGUUGCACAAAGGUUCACAAGCAGGGCAUUGCACUUGGCCGGUCAGUGGAUCUCUCAAAGUUCCAGAACUACGAGGAGUUAAUCGCUGAAUUGGAUAGGUUGUUUGAGUUCAAUGGAGAGUUAAUGGCUCCCAAGAAAGAUUGGCUAAUAGUUUACACUGAUGAUGAGAAUGAUAUGAUGCUUGUUGGAGACGAUCCUUGGCAGGAGUUUUGUUGCAUGGUUCGCAAAAUCUUCAUAUACACGAAAGAGGAAGUUAGGAAGAUGAACCCGGGAACUCUAAGCUGUAGGAGCGAGGAAGAAGCAGUCGUUGGGGAAGGAUCAGAUGCAAAGGAUGCCAAGUCUGCAUCGAAUCCUUCAUUGUCCAGCGCAGGGAACUCUUAAACAAGAAAAAGCAAAACCCUUUUGCUACAAGCCCGAGGGGAAGAGAGGUAUAAAAACCCAAAUGAAGAGAGAGCUUGAUGGUCUAGAGAGCAAAAUUGGAUUAUAGGGGGUUUUCACGAAAUGAUAAGCAAUUUUUGAAGUAUUUUGUUGGCAACUUAGAUUAUUAGCUUCUUCCACCUCCUAUUAUAUCUAAUAAUAAUCGAUAUAUAUGUUAUAAAGUAAACAAGAAAGGUUACAGGUAUUAUAUAGUAGAAUAUGAAAUGCUCUUUUAUAAGUAGAAAUGAUGGUGUGGAGUUGUAGAUGGAGGCUAGUAUCGGUUCUUUGUUAUAUGUGUUCUUCAUCUGUUGAAAGUCGUUUAUUGUUUAUAUAUUAAUCCCAAUGUACAUAAGUUUUUAAGAUUUUACCCUUUUUUAUUACUACUCGAUCUACAUCUUCUCUACCUAUUAAGUGUUCCCGGCUUUUGGUGUUGGUUUUGUAA
This is a messenger RNA of Eutrema salsugineum, 3454 nucleotides long. Its product is annotated as auxin response factor 2. The transcript is spliced from 16 exons. Bases 412 to 2976 code for a protein of 854 amino acids. NCBI's taxonomy places the organism in Eukaryota, Viridiplantae, Streptophyta, Magnoliopsida, Brassicales, Brassicaceae. Gene Ontology annotation, biological process: regulation of DNA-templated transcription; response to hormone. The record is from RefSeq and is a predicted model, not a curated record. Gene Ontology annotation, molecular function: DNA binding; protein binding. Gene Ontology annotation, cellular component: nucleus.